Messenger RNA from Sciurus carolinensis (gray squirrel), 819 nucleotides. RefSeq names its product caspase-3-like. Gene Ontology annotation, biological process: proteolysis; neuron differentiation; apoptotic process. Lineage: Eukaryota; Metazoa; Chordata; Mammalia; Rodentia; Sciuridae. Gene Ontology annotation, cellular component: cytoplasm. The record is from RefSeq and is a predicted model, not a curated record.
AUGGAGAACAGUGAAAACUUGGUGGAUUCAAAAUCCAUUAAAAAUUUUGAGACAAAGAUCAUACAUGGAAGCAAAUCAAUGGACUCUGGGAUAUCCUUGGACAAUAGUUACAAAAUGGAUUAUCCUGAAAGGGGUUUAUGUUUAAUAAUUAAUAAUAAGAACUUUCAUAAAAGCACUGGAAUGGCCUCUCCAUCUGGUACAGAUGUAGAUGCAGCAAACCUCAGAGAAACAUUCCUGAACUUGAAAUAUGAAGUCAGGCAUAAAAAUGACCUUACACUUGAAGAAACUGUGGAGUUAAUGCAUAAUGUUUCUAAAGCAGAUCAAAGCAAAAGGAGCAGCUUUAUUUGUAUAAUUUUAAGCCAUGGUGAUGAAAGAAUAAUUUUUGGAACAAAUGGACCUGUUGACCUGAAAAAAAUAACAGAUUAUUGUAGAUGUCUAACUGGAAAACCCAAACUUUUCAUUAUUCAGGCCUGCCAGGGUACAGAACUAGACUGUGGCAUUGAGACAGACAGUGGUAUUGAUGAUGACAUAGCAUGCCAGAAAAUACCAGUAGAGGCUGACUUCUUAUAUGCAUGCUCCACAGCACCAGGUUACUAUUCCUGGCAAAAUUCCAAGGCUGGAUCCUGGUUCAUCCAGUCACUCUGUGCAAUGCUGAAACUAUAUUCUCAUAAGCUUGAAUUUAUGCAUAUCCUUACUCGGGUAAACUGGAAGGCAGCAACAGAAUUUGAGUCCUUUCCCCUUGACUCCACUUUUCAUGCAAAAAAACAGAUUCCAUGUAUUGUGUCCAUGCUCACAAAAGAACUGUAUUUUUAUCACUAA